This is a messenger RNA of Phalacrocorax carbo (great cormorant), 19749 nucleotides long. The record is from RefSeq and is a predicted model, not a curated record. NCBI's taxonomy places the organism in Eukaryota, Metazoa, Chordata, Aves, Suliformes, Phalacrocoracidae.
UGUUAACCGAUGACAGUCAGCAAGUGAGGCCAAUCAGUGAGAGUGUAGUGACGCGACGGCCCAAUUGGAAGCGCUGAGAGGCGGGUGUUCCGCUGUGAUUGACGUGGGCCAUAGCUAAUGGGCGGAGAGAUCUCCGAGGCUCUUCCCAAUGGGCAGCGUGUAGGAGCGGAAAGGGGAGCGGAGGGAGAAGACGAGCAGGCAGAGCGGCCAAUCAUCGUGGGGGUCGGCGGGGCGCCAUCCAAUGGGCGGUGCGAGGGGCGGUACGGGGGCGUGUCUCGGUGUGUUUGGGUUCGUGCUCCUCGGGGGAGGGAGACGGCGGCGAGGAAAGUUUGGGUUUUUUUUUUUUUUUUUCGGUGGGGGUUUUUGGAAGGUGUUGCGGGGGGGGAGGCGAUUUUCGAAGCUUCUUCACGUUUGUUUCCUGGGUCCGUGUUUCCCGGGCGGGCGGAGCCGCCCCCGGCACUGAGGAGAAGGGGGCUCAGCGCACCGCGGCGGCGCCUCAGCGGGUUUCGUUUUUGCACUGAAUGUAGCCAGGACGGAUCCUUGUGGGCUUUGGCAGCCCUUGGAAACUGUCAAAGGCAGUAUUUUGCAUUUCUGCAGAGCUUUGCACAGAUCCUGUUCCCAUGCAAACUGAUGAGGGAGAAAUACUGGAGGAAGGCAGUCCCAAGGUCAGUGAGAGAGAAGGAGCAAGAAAGGGAAGAACAGUUAAUGGAAGACAAGAAAAGGAAGAAAGAGGAUAAGAAAAAGAAGGAAUCUGCUCAGAAGGUCACAGAUCAAAAAACCAAAGUGCCCGAAGUGACGAAACCAAGUUUAAGCCAACCAGUGGCUGCCAGCCCAAUUGGCAACUCUCCAUCGCCACCAGUCAAUGGUGGCAACAAUGCCAAAAGGGUGGCAGUGCCGAACGGACAACCGCCGAGCGCCGCCCGCUACAUGCCUCGGGAGGUGCCGCCGCGAUUCCGUUGCCAGCAGGACCACAAAGUGUUACUGAAACGUGGGCAGCCCCCUCCGCCAUCCUGUAUGCUCCUUGGGGGUGGAGCAGGGCCUCCUCCCCCAGCAGCACCAGGAACAAACCCAAACAACGCACAACCAGUGACAGGAGCACUGCUGCAGAGCGACAGUGGGACUGCAACAGAUUCAGCAAUUGGAGGUGCUGCUGCUUCAAAUUAUGCAAAUUCCACUUGGGGUCCUGGAGCCUCCUCCAACAGCGGCACCAACGCCAAUCCAACUCACAUCUGGGACAAGGUGAUUGUAGACGGGUCUGACAUGGAAGAGUGGCCUUGUAUUGCCAGCAAAGAUGCUGAGUCUUCUUCCGAAAACACCACCGAUAACAACAGUGCCUCGAACCCUGGCUUGGAGAAGAAUGCUCUGCCAGGAAGCACCACUAGUAACAAAGGAAAAGGAAGCCAGUGCCAGUCUGGAAGCGCUGGAAACGAAUGUAAUCUUGGGGCCUGGAAAUCUGAUCCCAAGGCUAAAUCUGUUCAAUCUUCCAACCCUGCUGCCGAGAGUAACAAUGGACUAGGUAAUUGGAGGAACUUGAGUGGACAAGAUAGAAUCGGUCCCGGUUCUGGCUUCAGCAACUUUAACCCAAAUAGCAACCCCUCUGCUUGGCCGGCACUGGUUCAAGAGGGCAAUUCUAGGAAAGGGACUUCAGAAUCUGAUAGCGGUAGCUCCAAUGCACAGAUUAGCACAGUAGGUCAGACCUCUAGGGAACAGCAGUCAAAGAUGGAAAAUGCGGGUGUUAACUUUGUCUCUGGCAGAGAACAGGCUCAAAUUCAUAACACUGAUGGACCAAAAAAUGGAAACACUAACUCCUUGAACUUAAGUUCACCAAACCCUAUGGAGAAUAAGGGAAUGCCCUUUGAAAUGGGCUUGGGGAACCCUUCCAGGAGCACUGACACCCCUUCACAAAGCACUGGAGAAAGAAAGACUGGGAGUGUUGGAUCUUGGGGUACAGCUAGGGGGUCUUCUGGAACUGACACAGUCUCUGGACAGAGCAAUUCUGGAAACCAUGGGAACAAUGGAAAGGAUAGAGAGGACUCCUGGAAAGGAGCUUCUGUUCAAAAACCUAAUGGGUCAAGAAGUGAUUCUUGGGAUAACAGUAACCGGUCUACGGGUGGUGGGUCUUGGAACUUUGGCCCUCAGCAUGCAAAUGAAAGCAAAUGGGGUGAAGGGAACAAAUUAACAUCUGGGGUCUCUCAGGGAGAAUGGAAACAGCUGUCUGGGUCUGAUGAACUGAAGAUUGGAGAAUGGAGUGGUCCAAACCAACCAAAUUCUAGCACUGGAGCAUGGGACAAUCAAAAAGGCCACCCUCUUCCUGAAAACCAAGGCAAUUCCCAGGCUCCCUGUUGGGGAAGAUCUUCCAGCUCUGCAGGAAGUGAGGUUGGAGGUCAAAGCACUGGAAGCAACCACAAAGCAGGAAGUAGUGACAGUCACAAUUCUGGACGCCGAUCAUAUAGGCCUACGCAUCCUGAUUGCCAGGCAGUCUUGCAGACUUUGCUGAGCAGGACGGAUUUGGACCCCCGAGUGCUUUCAAACACCGGCUGGGGCCAAACUCAAAUUAAGCAAGAUACCGUGUGGGAUAUUGAAGAGAUGCCACGGCCUGAGGGGAAGUCUGAUAAAGGAACUGAGGGGUGGGAGAGCUCUGCCACACAGACAAAGAACUCAGGGGGCUGGGGUGAUGUACCCAGCCAAAGCAAUCAAAUCAAGUCUGGAUGGGGUGAGCUCUCAACCCCAACGGAGUGGAAGGACCCCAAAAAUACUGGAGGAUGGAAUGACUAUAAGAAUCCCAAUUCUUCUAAUUGGGGAGGAGGAAGAUCAGAAGAAAAAUCAUCUUCCUCUUGGAAUGACAGCUCUAGUAAGGAUCAGGGGUGGGGUGGACGGCAACCUAAUCAAGGAUGGUCUUCUGGAAAGAAUGGUUGGGGAGAGGAAGUUGACCAAACAAAAAAUAGCAACUGGGAAAGUGCAGGAAACAAGCCAGUGUCUGGUUGGGGUGAAGGUGGGCAGAAUGAGAUUGGAACUUGGGGUAAUGGUGCAAAUACAAGUGCUGCUUCGAAGGGUGGAUGGGAUGAUUGUAAAAGAAAUUCAACAUGGAAUGAGACGGGUCGACAGCCCAACUCCUGGAACAAGCAGCAACAGCACCAGCAGCAGCAACAGCAGGAGGCCUCUGGUUCCUGGGGUCCACCGCCCCAAACUCCAAGUAACGGGCGACCUCCAAACCCAAACUGGAACAGCGGACCACAGCCAGCUGCCCCCAAAGAGGAGGAGCCUAGUGGUUGGGAAGAACCUUCUCCACAGUCAAUCAGUCGAAAAAUGGAUAUUGAUGAUGGCACUUCAGCGUGGGGAGAUCCUAGCAGUUAUAACUACAAGAAUGUGAACCUGUGGGACAAGAACUCACAAGGAGGACAGGCCCCACGGGAGCAGAGCCUGCCUACUCCAAUGACUAGCAAAUCACAAGCAUCAGUCUGGAGCAAAAGCACUCCACCUGCUCCAGAUAAUGGUACGUCCGCCUGGGGUGAGCCAAAUGAAACCAGUCCUGGGUGGGGUGAAGUAGAUGAUACAGGAGCAUCGACCACAGGCUGGGGGAAUGCACCUUCCAACGCCCCGAAUGCCAUGAAAUCUAGUUCUAAAUCUAUGCAAGAUGGCUGGGGAGAGAAUGAUGGGCCAGUGACAGGAACGCGUCAUUCCAGCUGGGAAGAGGAGGAGGAGGGAGGAGUCUGGAACACAGCAGGCUCUCAGGGAAGCAGUUCCUCCCACAACUCAACAAGCUGGGGGCAAGGAGGAAAGAAAACACAAAUGAAGUGCUCAUUAAAAGGAGGAAAUAGUGAUUCAUGGAUGAACCCGUUAUCCAAACAGUUUUCAAAUAUGGGCUUGCUGAGUCAAACUGAGGACAUUCCAGGCAGUAAGAUGGACUUGUCUGUAGGUGGUCUCCCAGAUAAGAAGUUUGAGGUAGACAAACGAGCCAUGAAUCUCGGGGAUUUUAAUGACAUGAUGAGAAAGGAUCGGUCUGGGUUCCGUCCACCUAAUUCCAAAGACAUGGGAACCACAGAUAGUGGGCCUUAUUUUGAGAAGGGUGGCAAUCAUGGUUUGUUUGGAAACAGCACAGCACAAUCGAGGGGCAUGCACACACCAGUGCAGCCACUAAAUCCUUCCCCCAAUAUCCGGGCGCAAGUGCCUCCCCAAUUUCUUUCUCCCCAGGUUUCGGCCUCCAUGCUCAAACAGUUUCCCAACAGUGGCUUGAAUCCUGGUCUUUUCAAUAUGGGCCCCCAGCUUUCUCCACAACAGAUUGCCAUGCUGAGCCAGCUUCCACAGAUUCCCCAGUUUCAAUUAGCAUGUCAGCUCCUCCUUCAGCAGCAGCAGCAGCAGCAGCAGCUGUUACAGAGCCAGAGGAAGUUAUCUCAGGCUGUGCGACAACAGCAGGAGCAACAGAUUGCUCGUAUGGUGAGUGCCCUCCAGCAGCAGCAGCAGAGGCAGCCUGGUAUGAAGCAUUCACCAUCCCACCCUGUUGGGCCGAAGCCACAUUUAGACAGCAUGGUACCCAAUCCUUUGAAUGUGGGUCUCUCAGAUUUACAGACCAAAGGGCAAAUACCUGGAUACGGUUCAGGCUUUGGCUCAAGUGGCAUGGAUUAUGGCAUGGUGGGAGGGAAAGAGGCUGGAACAGAAUCCCGCUUUAAGCAGUGGACUAUGAUGGAAGGGCUGCCCUCUGUGGCUUCACAAGAUGCCAAUAUGCACAAAAAUGGUGCAAUAGUGCCCCCUGGAAAGGCUCGCGGAGGAUCGCCCUACAACCAGUUUGACAUAAUUCAGGGCGACCCACUAGGUGGCCAUGCGGGCCCUGCUGGUGAUAGUUGGUUACCUGCCAAAUCUCCACCAACGAACAAGAUUGGAAGCAAAUCCAGCAACGCCAGCUGGCCUCCAGAGUUCCAACCAGGAGUGCCAUGGAAAGGUAUACAAAACAUUGACCCUGAAUCUGACCCCUACGUGACCCCUGGAAGUGUGCUGGGGGGGACAGCCACAUCUCCCAUUGUAGAUACUGACCACCAACUUCUGCGGGACAACACCACAGGGUCUAAUUCUUCCCUCAACACCUCGCUGCCUUCACCUGGUGCCUGGCCCUACAGUGCCUCUGACAAUUCCUUCACCAACGUUCAUAGCACUUCAGCAAAAUUCAGUGAUUACAAAUCAACAUGGUCCCCAGAUCCCAUAGGACACAAUCCCACUCAUCUCUCCAACAAGAUGUGGAAAAACCAUAUUUCCUCAAGGAACACUACAGGGCUGCCCCGCCCUCCUCCUGGCCUGACCAACCCUAAACCAUCAUCUCCAUGGAACAGCACAGCAUCCCGAUCGGUCAGGGGCUGGGGGGCACAGGACUCAAGGCUUGCCUCUGGUGAGAAGAAUCAACUGAUAGCACCAUUGAUCAGACCUGAGGAGUGUACGUUUUACAGCACUAAUGGUUUGGAGGAAAGAAAGUUGCAGUUGUCUGCAUCUACUUGGAGUGAUGGUGGCUCAGUUCGUCCUAGCUACUGGCUGGUUCUUCACAAUCUCACUCCACAGAUUGAUGGGUCAACCUUGAGGACGAUCUGCAUGCAGCAUGGUCCACUGCUGACAUUCCAUCUGAACCUGACACAGGGCACCGCCCUUAUCCGAUACAACACCAAACAGGAGGCGGCCAAGGCCCAGACUGCACUGCACAUGUGUGUGUUGGGAAACACUACCAUCCUGGCUGAGUUUGCCACAGAUGAAGAGGUUAGUCGCUUUCUGGCACAAGCUCAGCCCCCUACACCUGCAGCAACCCCAAGUGCACCCACAGCAGGCUGGCAAUCCCUAGAGACAGGACAGAACCAGACAGAUCCAGUUGGACCUGCUUUGAAUCUCUUUGGUGGGUCAACAGGGCUUGGGCAGUGGAGCAGUGGUGGCGGCGGCAGCAGCAGUGGGGGUGAUCUCACUGGCGCUUCGUUGUGGGGGCCCCCAAACUAUUCUUCAAGCUUGUGGGGGGUCCCAAGCGUAGAGGAUCCACACAGAAUGGGCAGCCCUGCUCCCUUACUACCUGGAGACCUUCUGGGAGGAGGGUCGGAUUCAAUCUGAACUUAGAACUUUCAACUCUGACCUCGUGACCUUUUUUGGAACAGCAGCAGCACUAACUUGACCUUUUCGUUUUUUCAACUUGCAAUAAAUACAUUUAUAAAAGGAAAAAAGAAAACGGAGAGAGAAAAAAAGGUGGGUCAUUGACAGACUCUCUGAGCACAUAGUUGCCUCCCUUAUAUAACUUCAGUUUUUUCGUUUGGAAUAUGAAUCCAAAAAGAGAACAUAUCACUCUUGAAAUACUUGAAUCAUGAACGCCAACUUAGAAAGACAAUGUGAAGCAAGUACACAUACCAUUUAAAUUUAAACACAAAAAAUUAAAAAAAUUAGUUUCUAGUUUUUCACUUUUUCAUGUUAUACGGAAGUUGUUGCUAAGAAACAUAUAUACUGAAAAAAUAGCUUUUUAACUUUGUUUGCACUGGGUGUGUUUCCGUCCUUAGGUCUACCAUGUUGGGUUGGGGUAGGGGAGGGGUUCAAAAGAAAGGGGUGGGGGUGGGGGGAAGACUUGACGGAGCCUCACUAUAAAAGAAAAAAAAACUUAAAAAAAAUUUAAAAAUUAAAAAACCCACAAAAAAACAAAACAGGAAAAAAAAAACACAAAAAAAAAAAACAAACAAAAAAAAACAGAAAACCCAACACUUUGUGAUUGGCUGGUUGAUAAGUACCAGUGUGUUCUGGCACAUGUAACUGCCCACGUGUGCUUGUUUUUGUGUGAGUGCGUGUGCACAUGUUCGUGUGUGUGCAUUUUUUUCUCUCUAUAUAUAAUCUUGAAACGCUGCAUUGCUGAUGGUCUACGGGCUGGCUGGCCAUCUGCAGGUCUUGAUUCCUAAAACAAGACAGGCAUGGUGGAGUCCCUGUGGCUGAAGCAGAAUCCAGUUGGGCUGGAUUAAAAUUUGUCAGUAGGUUUUUUUUAAAUUCGUUUUAGCAGGGUGCUAUCUCAAGUCUGCAGAUCAUAUUGAGUGGGUAGUUGCUUCCUAGCCCUUGUUCUAACCCAGUUGUAGAGCAGAACACUGCCAUAUCCAAAGGAUUUGGUGAGAGCGGAGCCAAUGUUGUCUUUUGAGUAGCAGUGUAUUUAUUUAUUUAUGUCUGCAUGUGGGGCUUUUGUACUGAGUGAACCCUAGAAUGUUUGUUAUAUAAUGCAAGCCAUUUUUUUUUUUCUUCCAAGGAGGGGAAAAGAGGAGGAAAAACGUUGCCAUUUUCUGUGCGGCUAAGACAAAUGUUUCCUAUUCAGUCUCUCACAAGCUUAAGUACUUUAAAAAAAAAAGUGUUUCUUUUCCCCCCCAAAUCUAUAAAUAGGCACCCAUAUUCAUUCUUGAAGAAUCCAUCAAAAUCUUGAAAGUCCAGCCCAACCAAAUUAGCCUUUGAACUGAUCUACUGCUUGUAUUAAAACUGACAAAAACUAAAUUGUGUCAGCAAAUCGCUGGCUGGCCUGCCUCAUCUCCUGAAAGCACAUGCAGCUAACUCCUUUCUGCGUCCUUCACGGUGAGCGUUACCUGUGCCAGGCCUUGGUGUAUUACAGUGCCAGACCAUCACUGACAGAAACGUUUACUUACGAAUGUUCUUAAACCAGUGUGUACUUCAAAUGUUUCCUUUUGUUUCUCUGUGUUGUGUUUUUUCCUGUGUAUGUGAUUUUGCUUAGGGAGGUAUAUAACUAGCAAAGACUUUUUUUUUUAAAAAAAAGUAUUGCACCUUUUUGUUUUUUGUUUUUACUUUUUCUGUACUGUUGCUUUUUAAUUUCUGUAUUUAAGGAAAGGUUUGGGGUUUUUUUUAGCAUCAGUGUAGUAGUACUCUGGGCAGGAUAGGGUGACCUGUAAUCCACAGUGAUAGCCAGUGUGUGCGUGCAUGUGUGCGCUGGGAACAAAACUUUUUAAGACCUGUUGUUGUGAAAAGAGUUGUAGCAGACUUGAAAGAACAUCAUCCCUUGACACAAGUGGGAAGUCUUUUGGGGGGGAGGGUGGGGCCAGGAGAAGAGGGAAGAGAGAUGCCGGUACUUCUUUCGUAAGUGCUAAGACUUCCACGUGGUGGUGUCUAGCCGUUAUACUGUCUAACAAAGUGCCGAUGUUCUGUACCAGCACGUACCUGUCCAUUCCAGCCCACAGCAGGAGCAGUGCUCAAGCUUUAUUACCUGGGGGUUAGGAUAGGGGAGUCUUUCUUCAGCAUUUUCAUUGAAGGAUAUGACAAUGUCUAAUACAUUUAACUCUAGGCGUGGGUUGGGUGGGGAGAAGCAAAAGCAGAUUCAAGUAAUGUGGGGGGGGGGGGGGGGUGUGUGUGCGCGCGCGCGUGUGUGUGUGUGUAUGCCUGUGAGCUGUGCGUGGGAGGGAAGGGCUAGGGAGUUGCGUGGCUUUUUUUAAUUCGCCCUUUCUAUGUAAACCCUAUGUCACAAGGAAGACUGACUGAGGGAAAUGCUGCAUAUACACAUGCCUGUAGAUUUGUAUGCAAAGUGUUACGUGACAAAAAAGUACGAGUAGGUUUGUAUUUGUUAGUAAACUGGAGUGUGCAGCAUACUCUGGCCCCUUCUGAAUAUACUUUUCUAUCAUGUCUCCUCCCUCAUCCAUCCCACCGUGUGCAAAGAAACAAAAUGCUCUCUUCCAACUCCUGCCAGCUAGUGCCCCUUGCGUGCACAUCCAUAAAGCUUUUUUUCUGCUAGUCUCUGCUUGAAGACCAGCCACGCUUGGACACGCAGAGCAGGGUCUUAAAAGUCCUGUGCCAGCAGUACUUCCUAGUGAAGCACCUUUGGCCUGAGUAAGCCAGUAUCCGUUCUGUCACAUGAUUUGCUAUACAUGCUGGUUCAUUGCUGUGUUCCACCCUUACUUCUCUCUCCCAACCUGCCCUAAGGUCCCUUUUCCUGCACUUUGGGCUAGUUGAGUUCAUUGCGAUACUACGGUGAAAGCCGGGUGCUAGAGCCCCUCUUGUUUACAAGACAUAAUGAGGGAUUUGAAAUAUUUAAAAAGAAAAGCUAAAUUGUUCUUCCAUUGUAAGCUUAAAGGGAAAAAAUUUAAAACGUACAAAAAAAAAAAGACCAAAAAGUGCAUAUAUAUAUUUUAGAUGAAGACUAACUCUGGGAGCAUUUAACAGUGUUUUUGUUUUUAUUUUAACAUUUUAUUUUCCUGCUUUAAAUUUGCAAGCAUUCUCAGGAAUCCUAGGGUAGGAAGCCAGUUUUUUGAAGAUGGUUUAUUUAACCUUAUCUUAUCCUAGAUAGAUGGCUGUUUCUUGUUGAUAAACUUUUACAAGUUCCUGAAGCUUCAAAAUGUUUGAAAGUUUUUACUUUAAAAUAAAAAUGCUAAAAAAAAAAUAAAUAAAGAGAAAAAGAAAAAAAGAAAAAAUCUCCAAAUGUUACUGUCAGGCGGGGGAUCAAGAAUUUUGAAGACUAUAUAAAUUAAAAUACAUUAAGAAAACUUCUCAAUAUCAGCAACAGAAAUUCAUUGUAAUCUUAAACAAGUUGUGGGAGAAGAAGGGUUAUCACUUAUAGUGCUUUGUUACUCAUGCAGACGUGUGCAGUUGCAUGGAGAAGAGAAAUGUGUGAAUGGAAAUUAUCACUUUGUUCCCUCUUGAUUGAAAUUAAAUGGAAAUAUUCUUCCAAGCACCUUUUUAAAAGCAAAGUGAAACUAUAAACCUAAUUAAAAUGCAGUAUAGUUUAACUGAGAGAGUCCUCAAUUAGGACAACUAGCAGGAAAUACAUGAUGGUGCUUCUUUAAACCAGUUUUAAAUAGUGCUAAAGAAAACCAGUGCUGACAGAAUACCCCAUAAUGAAGUACUUUUAUUAUCCUGCCUUUUUCAGUACAGAAAAAGGAGAGAAUGUGGGAAAACUCCAGUAAAAUCUACAUUAGGAACCAACUUUCCUGUUUUCAGCUAUUUGGUCAGUUUUAAUCCCCAUUGGAGAUUUGCUGCUUGCUUUUCUUCACCCACCCCACCUCCCAGUCUUUCUGUUUUAUUUUAUAUGAGGGAAAUAUCUGUUAAACUCUUCUGUUCACCCUAUUGCUGCUGGCUGUCAGGGCUUACAGUCUUGAACUUCAGAGUUUGGUGUUGGGAUGGCCAACUUCUGUCUCCCAGCUCUAAGGGUUAGGGGCUUACUCUGCCUGAAAUGGCUAGGCUCAAACCACAAAAACCACGCUAGUGCCUUUUUACAUGCACCCACAUGCCCUAUGGUAGGGGAAGGGAGGGAAGAUGAGGCAAGAUGAGACGGUAUAGUCACUUCAUGGAAAUAAAUGUACCCGUUCUUUAAGGAAAAAGAGCGUGCUGUGUGAGCAUGUCGUGCAAUGAGUUACGUAACAGUAGUUGAGAUAACUUUUUAUUAUUUAAAAAAAAAAUCAGAUGCCAAAUUCCUGUCCUUUUCAUAUCAGUUGCCCAGUGUUUUCAUGUCGCCCUGAGUGUACAUCUGAGUGUGUACGUGUGUGUUGAAAAUAAUGCAUUUAUAAUAAUAAUAAUAAUGGUCUUUGCUUAAUAAAAAAAAUCCUGUCAUGGGCCAGUAAAGGAGGGUUUAUUUAGGGAAUUUGGGAUUUCAUUUUAUUUUUUUAUUUUAUGGAGAAACAGAGUGCUUUGCUAGAGGCGUGUUUUAUCAAAUCAGCAGUAUCGUAAAAGAGAGGAAAUCAUAGGAUUUAGUCAAAAAGAGCCCAAGAACCUGACAGUCACUCGGAAGUGGGUUGUGACUGACUGCUGAAGGGCUGACAGUCUGGAGCUUCAGCAGCCUGCUAGGUCCAAACCUGUUGUACAACAAACAGUCCGCCCCUCCUUUCUCUAAGCAUGCAGGGCUGCUAAAGGUUAGUGACUUGUCUCCUCUGUGAUAGUUUUACUAAAUUGUUAAAGCCACAUUAAUCUUACUAUUUUCCAACUACAGUUGACAGUUCUCCAAAUUAUAUGUAGCUAAUCACGAUGUUGCUAGUUUGGCUAAGUCAUGGCACUCCUAACCAUUGCAGGUGAUUUCUGAGCAUUGUGCUAACUAGACUCAUCAUUUGGGGACAACGAUCACUUAAUGUUUUAAAUAUUCUGCUACCAUUGAGCUCAUAACAGCAAAAAGUUAGCAACAAUUGAUAUUAGGGUACUUCUGGGCUUUUACAACACUGUUCCAGGGAGGGGGAUCAGUGGCAGCACCUCAUUUAAACAUAUUGACGAGGAAAACAGACUGGGGAAAGCACAUCUUGGAGUAGACUAUGGGCAUCUCUUUCCAGUUUAAAAUCAAGCAUAACAUCUUUCACUGAGAAACACUUUUUACUUUCUCAAGUGAUAAGCAGAACUCUCUUAAUCAUUUUGUUCUUGUUUUGGUUUUCCAGGUAAUACAGUUUAAACGUACACAUACUUCUCAGGUGGUUUCAGCAUUCCUGGUUUUUCCCUGGUUUUGAAUUCUUCAGUGCUUAAUUCAUAAAAAGUGCACAUUUCAGCAGUCUUCUAAGCAUGUAUCCAUUUGUUACCAGCCACUUUGCUUACCGUACCCUUCAGUGUGUAUCAAGCUGAGAGUUUUUUAAAUGGAUUUGGUAAUUACUUGCUCUACUCAAGUAUUUCAUUUUAGCAGUGACAAUAAAGUCUAGCAAGCAAAAGAAAAAAAGGUGGGGUACAGCUCAGAAACCUGUGUUGAGACCUCUGACAUUGAUUUUUGGAAAGCAGUUUUAAUACCAGGUACUUCGGAAGACUUGCCAUUUUCUCCCAAUGUUUUUAUACUUUUACCUGGGUGAUUGCCCAGCAGUCUUGAGAGAGUGGGUUUUUUGUUGGUUUGGGAUGGUUUUCCAAUCACAGGGUGUCAGGUUUUUCUUACAAGUUUUUUAUUUUGCUUCAAGUUAAGUGGCUUGUGUAAUGAGCAAGAAUAUUAAGCCACAUAUAUUUUUCUUCUGCAGUAUAGACAGAAUGUUUUCAACAAACUGGCUGGGGUAACCACCUCAAAGACUAAAUAACAAUUGGACCUUCAUAUUAGGUUAGCCUCUUUUUUGUUUUUCUUUCUCCUGCCAUGACAUUUCUAAAUAUUUAUUCCUUAGAAUCUUUCCCCUGUUCGUUCUUCCUAAAAAAGCUGCCACAUCUUCCACUGAGUCUUGGUAGUGCAUCCAAACAGUACUGUAGACUUUUUUUUUUAUUCCUUCGUCAUAGUUUAUGUUUACCUCUUAGGCUUCUAAUUCAGUUUGUGCAUAUUGUUCUCCUGUUGACUUUAAAAGGAGUAUUUUAUGUGUGUCUGGGAUACCCAAACUUGGCCAAGUGUGUCCAGGAAAUCUAGUGAUCCUCAUGUGAAUUAGUCCCACUGACCUGAAAUGAAUAAGUACUGCACGGGUAAAGAGCUCGUUGUGUAAGUAAACCUUAGCUGGAUCGGGGCCAAGGUAGCAGAUGAGGACCUGUUGUAUUUCCAAUGCAGCAAACAUCUGUGUUGCAUGUACCACAUUCACUGUAAAUCAUGUGACCUUAGUAUCCAGGUUUCUCAAGUGGAAUGAAAUGCUAGUUUUGUGGUGGAUGGUUAGCACCUCAGGGUGUGAGUCCUGAUUGAGUAAAAGGUAGGGUUUUUUCUCUCUAAGGAGGUAAGGUUCCCCUAGCAGAAACAGCUUUUUAAAUUGUAAAUAUGCAUGCAGAUAUUUGUGGGCAGGAAAGUAAUGCCAAGAAAACAAAAGUUGAAAUCUUUAAAAAAAAAAAAAAUCCAAACAAAUAUUGUUGAAGUGCAACUUUGUUCCUGAGUCUGAAACAACAUAUGCAGAAUCUAUUGGUUUGUCUAAAUUGAUUUUGCACAGAAUACCAUUUCAGUUCUCUGAUACCGUUAGAUGAUAACAGUCAUUUCCGCUGUGAUCAAAAUAUAGAUGUCUAAACCCCAAACUCUCUUCCUUCACUUCCAGUACUAGGCUUCCACCUGUGGCAGAAGGGUGUUAACAGUAAUGGGGAGAAACUUCUGAAAUUUUCCUGAUGUAGACAGAGCCUGUUUCCCUGUUGUGCUGAAUUCACAUCCAAACCUCAGACAAAAGCAAAAACUAUGCUGGAGCAGAGUUGUUGGUUGGCUAAACAACAGGAGCCUAACUGGAGAUUUUUAGCAGCCUUGCCAGUUCACGUCCCUCACAAUGUUUUGCAUAAGUGUCCCAUCACUGUAAAUACCGGUGUUGCUGAAUUUUACCAAAGUUCCUCUGCAGUAGAUAAUAGGAAACAGGUCCAUUUUGCAAUGACUCGCCAAGCAGAGCUUUGUCUACAGUAGAAUUCAAGGGUUUGUCUACAUUGCUAUUAAAACUGAGUCAGGGUCCUGUUUUAAAAUGUAGCUCUCUAUUUUGUGGUGUUAUGUGAGACUUUAAACUUUGUGAUGUAGUAACUAUAGCUUCUAAUCCUUAUAUGAAAAGUGAUUUAAGGUUUCAUCUGUGCUAUAAAAAGCGCCACAGCUCCUGAUGGUUUGGAGCCUAUUUUUAAAACUAUUGUCAGGCCAAGGUAGAUGCAGCUUCAUCUGUGGCACACAGCAGACAUCUGUUUGCAUCCACCGUUUGUGUGCGUGUCGCUUUCCAUCAAGCUAUGCAGGAAAGUUUGUUGUGUUUUUCUCUCUAAAAGUCUCCCAGAAUCCAGUGCUAUAUAAGCAAGCUUUUAGCAAAUCAAGUGCCCUCUGCAAAGAGCCAUUUUUGCCCUGUAUGUGUGACGGUUGGGACUGGUGACAUUCAGCAGUGUUAGGGCUCCUGUUGACUUCGUAGUGAGAAAGGGAGUUUUCUUGACUUGACUCUGACAGCCUUUCUGGUAAAAAAAAAAAAAAUUAAAUACAGGGGGUGGGGAAGAGGAAAAAAAAAAAGGGAAGAAUGCAUUGUGCCAGCCUGUGUUAAGUAUUUUUGCAGCAAACAUUCUUGACUGUGGUGGGCAGAGGGGAAGAGACUGGAGAAGUUUGCAUGAAUGCGCAAUACAAGGAGGCAGUGCUUUGCAACAAAUGUUUCCUUGAGCAUUAUAUGCCUCCUCUUGGGUAUUGGUAUGUGUUGUUGCAUUCGCAGAACUAACUUCCUCAUUUUUUUUAAUCUGUUUGGUUUAUUUAAUUGAGGCAAAAUAGAAGUUUCUCCUGUUUCAGAUGAAACACGACCAUAAAUUAACAUUUUCUUCAUCAUUUACUGUUGAGCAGUAAGAGCAGGUUGCACAGCUUGUUAGAAUAGCUAUUUUAGUGACAUGGUUAUGAUAUUAUGUGCUUUCUUUCCCCUCCCUCUCCCUGCCAGAUAUGGUUUACCCUUUCUAUAUAAGGCGCUGUGUGGGUUUUUUGUUUUGUUUUGGGGACAUGUGGAGAAGAAGCAAAAUGAAGUGAAAAUGCAAGCCAAGGUAGAACAGCCUUACUUUAGGGGGUAGCCUUACAACAGAGCUUUAUAGUGAGUGUGCUGUAUUCCAAAAUAUGUAAGCCAAAAACAAAAAAGCAUUCAUUUAUGCAAAAAAAAAUUUAAAAAGAGGUGUUGGAAGACUUCUUUAAUAUGUACCUUCUAAAGGUAGAGUAAGGUCUCACCAAGUGAUACGUUAUUGUGAUACUUCUUGCUGGGUCAGUAGGGAUGGGUUGGGGUAUAAGCGCUUAAUGUUUUCCUCCUUCUAUGUUUUUACAAGCAGUAAGUUAAAUGUGGUAUUUAUGAAUGUGCCUUUGUGAGUAUAGUGACUGUCUAAUUGAGGAGACCGCUGGGCUGGAGGGGAGACAAUGGUCAAUUUAUUCUUUCAAGAGGUCAGACAUUGAGAUUGCAGCCCACUGGUCCCUUUUGAUAAGCAGCAUCUUUGGGCUGGUCUCUACACUGCACAAUACGUAUUCAUAUGUGGUAGAGAUCGGGGUGGGGGGGUGUGAAGGGAUGUUGUCAUGUGAUGCACAGAAGCUGUUGAUAGUUUUAGGCUAGUCUGCUGUUGCAGGUUUGGUUUGUAUAUGUAGUAUGUGGCUUCUCUUUGUUUGUGUGCAUGAGUGUGAGUGUGUGUGGCUUUAUUUUUUGUAAGCACUGGAGAAUUGAAACACAGUGAUGUUUGAGACAAAUUUAUACAUGUAGAGAAGAUGAUGUUUUGUAGCUUCUGUUAAAUAGUGGGUGCAGGCACACUUUUACCCUCUCUGUCCAUGUCCUGAUAAGAGAAACCGGAAAAAUUUUUUUUUCAACCCUUCAACUUCCAGCACACUUAACGUUGCCAUUUAAAUGAACAGGGUAUUACACAAGAAGAAAAAAAAAAAGAGAUUUUGAAAUGGUGAGGUAGAAGUGUUUAAAAGGAAAAAAAAAUCUGAAGUAAUUUUUUGUUUCUUCAAAGCUGUUUGUAGCUAAACAUGGGAAUCUGCAGUGUCUCCUUCCAUUUGUUUUUUUUUUUCUAAAAAUUCACCUCUUCGUCCCACCCAACACGAGGUGUACAAGAUCAAGAGCUGUCGCUGUAGCCCUUCAUAAUUCCCACCAUGAAAAGAAACUCCAGUGGGAUCCCUCAGCUCUAUUCAGGAAGACAAAGAGAGGAGAGACUCUGCAGUUUUCUUUGCUUCGCUCUCAUUCCUCUCUAAUGGCCUUGAAAUGUAUUAUUAUGCAAAUGUGAAUUUUGAUACUGAACUUAAGAAGAGGUUGUUUGUUCUUUUUUCAAAAAAAAAAAGGUCCCAUAUGUGGUCAGCAUUGCUUCUUUAUUUUGUAAGUGAAUUGUAAACUAUGCAUUCUGCAAAGGGGGUGUAGGGGACAAAGAUAGCUUUGCUAAACUGUUUAGGAGUUUCUGUGUCCAUGGUAUAUCCACUAUAGUUUGGGAAAGUGGGGAGGUGAUGACUUUUGAAACAAAAAGGAGUUGAUAAGAACUUCUCUUUUUCAUAAGUUGGCCAUUAGGUAACUGGGCAGAGAUCUGGAAAACUAAUGUUGGCUGCAAAACAAAACCAGCUUUAAUCCUUGCACAGGAUUGUGAAUUCUAGCCGUGCAGUGUUAACCCAGGGCCAAUAGGGUGAAUGGGACACCAGCUCUACCUGGGAAACUUACCUACCACCUCCUGUGUCCUGGCCCUUGUCAAGCUCAGGAAACACAGUGCCGCAGGCACUUUUUUGGAUUUACUGCUCGUUUUCCAUUACAGCAGUCCUUGCGCUCUUCCAGGAGAAUUGGAACACAGCUGGUCCUUGAUGUCUACGCUUUCUUCUCCCUAAAAUUGUCUUUGCUGCUGUUUCUGGCAUGUCUCAUACAGUCGCAGCACAGCUAUGGACAAGAGGAUGGAGGUGGUACUUUCUAGUGCUGAUCAAAGCAUGAUAAUGAGGACUGCGUUUUUUCAACACCAGCUUUGUUGUCUGGUGUUACUGGUGGUGACUUAGCAUUAAUGUUGGCAGUGUGUGAAAUUUUAGGGAAUGUAGACUGACAUUGGCCAUAGACAAGGCUCUCUAAAAGAAAUGAUCAUUUUUUACUGUAAGGUGGUAUCAUAAUGGUCAUAAAAAAGGAUUCACUUCCUCACAUCUCCAGAAUGCAGUCAUUGUGAAUUCUGUGUGUUCCUUGAAGCCUGCUGAGCUUCCGGGAGCAGUCUCCUCAAAAAAUAUAAAUCUCACUGCCCUCUUCGUCAUCUUAAUAGGGACCCUUUGACUUGACUUUUUCCUUUGUCCAUGGUGUACCAUGGUACCUGCAUUAUCCUUGGCAUUAUCUUACAUAUAAUAUCAUGAACUGAGAGAUUAUCCUUCCUGUAUUCAGUGUUCUCAUGCAGCAAUUUUUUUUUGUUGACAUUCACAGUACUGUAAUAAGUAAUAGACUUGAUGAUCACUCUCGCAUCUGUGCCUGCCUUGCAGAUGCGAUCUUAUCAGGGUUCCACUCUGUCAGAUUGCCUUUUAGGAAAAAAAAAAAAAAAAGGAAAAAAAAAAAAGAAAAAUCUGAAGUUUAAACUUACUCACAAAAAUACCUCGUGGUACAUUUCCCCUUCUGAUGUAACCUUUUUAAAUCUUACCUUUUCUUCUAAACUUCAUGGGUUUUUCUUUCUAUCUGUUAUCUCCUUUCUAAAAAGAUGUUUAACUAGUGGUUUUGAGCACAGGACCAGAAGCAUGGAACUCCUGAAUUGUAACAUUGGCCCUUACUCUUCGCUUGCCUGGGCAAGUCAUUUAACUUCUUUGCGUUUGUGUUUUCAUCUGUAAAGCAGGGGGGUGAUGAUAAUACUUACCUACCUCACAGGGGUUUUGUGAGGAUCAACUAGUAAAUGUUUGUAAAGUGCUUUAAAGAUUAAAAGCGUAAUAGAAGUAUUACAAGGUUUUUACAGUAAGAUCGCUCAUUCUUUUUCAUUGCUUGUGUGGAGGGAGAUAACCUUUUUUAUUCUUAUUUAAUGAUUAAAGCCAUCAGACACUCAGAUCCUAAACAACAGAAGUUGAUGGAGAUUCAGUUACUUAUACUCCUCUGUCUUUAUGCCAGUUACCUUCUGAUCUCCCUUAUAUAUAUGCCAGUGUUGCUACAGGUCACACGUACUUUUAGAUAAGCUUCAAACUUGACUGAAGUACUUGGAACUUGCUGCUUCUUUCACCAGAUCACCAAAUUGGAUUCAGUUUGUGUACGUUUCCCUGCCUUUAAGUAGAGUUUUUGGUAAUGUCAUCCUUCAAGUGGACACAUCUUUUCCUGCCAUCAGGAAGGGGAGGUGGUGGUGUGUAGUUCCAGAGAGGGGACUGUAAUAUGAAGAACAUUGCCACUUUAUGCUGCUGCUCCAGGGAUGAAGGGCAGAGUAGCUUCCUGUUUCCUUCCCUGAAUUAAUUUCAGUGUGUUACCAGUGACACUUCAAAUGCAGUGUCUCUUUUUGUCCGUGAUAUACCGAAGCCAUCACCUCCCAGUAAAACGUAGGAACAGAGGGAAUGAUAGUAGAUGCUGCUUGUGUAUAUGCCUUACAGCUCUCCCAGAGUGUAUCUGGGAGGGUGGUGGGGGAAGAGGUCUUCUUCACUGGGUAUAUCCCACAGCUGUCAGGGAACCUCUGCUACUUUCUCCCCUUUCCAAUCACAUGGUCGCUGUUUCUUCUUUCUUGGAUGUGCGUCUCAGGGAUGUGCAUAUGAGCCCAUGCCUUUUGGAAUUUGGCCUUUGAAAUAUCAAGAAUAUGGUUUCUGUAACUGAAACCUUCCUAUCUGACACUCCCUGGUCCUCUCUGUCCUGCAUUGCUCCCCGUGGCCUUAGGAACAUCUCUCCAUUGUUGCCGUAUGCCACCCUCUCCAUCCCUGCCAGUACUCAAGGUGAAGCGUAUACAGUGAUUCUGCAGAGAAAGAAGCUGAAAUGAUGCAUGUGCACCUGUGGGAUUUACAUGCCUAUGUAUCUUGGAUUUCUGCUGCACCCUGUCUAAAACAUGCAGAAUAUCUGAUGCACGAUGCUUUUUCUUUCUCAUCUAGAAAGCAGAACAAACAGCAGUAUGACUCUGCUGAUGGUAAUUCUGUAAUGUUUACUUUGAAUUAAAUGCUAAGUAUUUUCCCCAAAGAACCAAAAAACCCCACCUUCUAACAAAAGUAACCAAAUGUAAUCUUUCUGGGGGCGGGAGGUGGGGGAGGAGGGGAGGAGGAAAAGCAGUGUCGGGGGAGUGUUCUGAUCUAUUUUAAUCUCCACUGCUUGGAUGGAGAUAUGAAAUGCUGCUUUGAGUUCCACAAACAUAAGGGAUUAUGUUUACAAAGGUAAAUGCCUUCUACCUGUUCAGGAAACUGGCUAAUGGUGGGCAUCAGAUGUUUGUCAAGUUUCUCUUCAUUGCAGACAAGUAAUGGGAGAAGGGUGUGUCUGGAAGAGAAAUGGAGAAAUAGAAUCAUUUCAUCUAGUCUUCUUGGUAAAAUAAUGCCACCUUCCCUCUCUCUUUACAAAAUGGAGGGAGGAGGUUGCAGAAGAGAAAAUCAGCGAUGUCCAAAAUGGCUGGAUUAGAAAAGGCAGCUUUUCUACUUUGCACAUAAAUAGGUAACAGGAAGGUACAGCUAAAGUCCUCUUGCCUGAAACACUGUCCCCCAGAAGCAGACAUUGUAAUAAUAAAAAUAGUGGCUGUGUGUAUAUUGAUGCUAUUUGCAAGUUACCUAUAAGUGUUUAUUUUUUCUUAUACUUGAAAUGGCUUCCUUUACUAAACUCCUGCCGUAGCUCUGGUUUCUCCCCUCCUUCUCCUAGUGUGCAGUAAAGAAAGAUACAGGACAAAUGGGGAGAAUGUAGAGGAGAUGACACAAUGUCUUGCAUAUCCAGGUUUUAUCUUAAUUUCCAUCCCAUACGCUCUCAGAUGUUGGAACUUGCUAAGGGUUUUCCAUGGACACAGAAACUCAGCACUUUAGAAGGUGCUCUUGUAUGGCUGGCUGCCCCCCCUUCUCCUCCUUUUCUAUAUUUUUAUUUUACUUUUAGUAUAGUGGUACUUAAAAUCACUGGUUCACUUAAAAAGAAAAAACCAACAAUAAAAUGUUUAAACUCUACUAAUGUACAAAUAAGCUGAAAUGUUGCAUUUUAUGUGUAUUUUUGCCAUAGCAGGUACUGUAUUUCUCAUGCUGGAUUUAGGAAAAAAAAAAAAAAGAAAAAAAAGAAAAAAGAAAAAAAAGAAAAAACAAAAAGGGUGAUGUUUUAUUGGAGUGUGACAAGUUAAAAGAGUAAUAAGGAAUUAAGUCGUCGUCAUUUCAUUGAAACUGAGAGAUGGUGUAAUACUUAUAAGUUUUCUGAAGGUUUUUUGGGGGGGCUUUUAAACAGCUUUUUUGUUUUUAUUUUAUUUUUAUUUUUUGAAAGAUAUGAUUGUAUUAUGUGCAACUCAGUUGCUUACAUUAUAACUACAAAAUAUUUUUGGGUUCCUGGAAAAAAAAAGAAAAAGACUAAUAAAUGUGUUUGGCUGCUAAGCAUUUAA